Molecule: messenger RNA, 637 nt
Organism: Bactrocera latifrons
Lineage: Eukaryota; Metazoa; Arthropoda; Insecta; Diptera; Tephritidae
Product: putative nuclease HARBI1
Exons: 2
Coding region: 137-637 (166 amino acids)
Source: RefSeq, a predicted model, not a curated record
CAAGCACUUAUAUAUGAAUAGAAAAGGAUUUUACAGCAUAAAUGCGAUGAUUGUAAGUAGCAACUAAAUAAAUAAAUUAUUACUUAUUAUUAUUUCGUCUUAAAAAAUUAUUUUUUAUCAGGCAUGCGAUCAGGAUAUGGUUAUAAGAUGUGUUGAUGCGAGAUAUGGAGGAUCUAGCCACGACUCAUUUGUGUGGAACAAUAGCGCAUUAAAAACAUAUCUGGAGCAAACAUACCAAAGAGGAGAUCACAAUUCGGUUUACUUAGGUGAUUCUGGUUAUCCACUACACGAGUAUCUAUGGACGCCUUUCCGAAACGCUUUGGCAGGAACAGUGGAAUCAAAUUUUAAUAAGAAACAUGCAAAGGCAAGGAACGUAGUUGAAAGGACGAUUGGAGUGCUGAAAUGCCGUUUUCGAUGUAUACUAGGUGAACGUAAACUACGAUAUCCUCCUUGUAAAGCAACUAUUAUUGUAAAUGUUUGUUGUGCUUUACACAAUAUUUGCAAACAAUAUAAUGUGAAUGAUCCUGAAGAAGAAACUUUUGUUGAUGUGGUAGUACCAAUGGAACCAGUUGAAGGAAACUUCAGUGGAACAGCAGCAGAUCAUCGCCGAAGACAAAUUGCGAAUGCAUUGUCAUAG